Messenger RNA from Trichomycterus rosablanca, 3327 nucleotides. Its product is annotated as calcium-independent phospholipase A2-gamma-like. The record is from RefSeq and is a predicted model, not a curated record. Gene Ontology annotation, biological process: arachidonate metabolic process. Gene Ontology annotation, cellular component: membrane. Lineage: Eukaryota; Metazoa; Chordata; Actinopteri; Siluriformes; Trichomycteridae. The transcript has 10 exons. Bases 138 to 2633 code for a protein of 831 amino acids.
UUCACCUCCAGUAGUUGAAGUGAGCGCCGGUGUUAUGUUAAAAUGAGCUGGAAAUGCUUACAGAGCAGCGCGCUGUGUACAGGUAUCUCUGUGCAAGUAUAAGAAUGUGUCUCACAAAUGUACACUGAACUGAAAGCAUGACCUUUAGAUGGAUUCCAGAUUCCUAUUUACUGUCCCUCAAUAGGGGCAUAUACUUGUGGCACAAACAUGGACAGAGGUUUGUGACUCUCCUUUCCCCCCAGAUGUCUAGUCCACCUGUUAGACUUUUUGUCAAAAGGCCUGUCAUCUAUAGAGUGCGAGACAGCCAUCAUUACUGGAAGCAUUUCCACAACCAGAAGAGUAGAACACGGAGGCAAUGUCCAUGCCAUAUUAGUUUCCUUAGGCACAAACUUUUGCCGUGCACCAGCAUUUCUAAUUUUACUACCUCAGCCUGUCGUGGUUCCAAUGAUCUGAGUUAUCGCAUGUUACGACUAAAAAGCACUUUAAAGUCUUUAUUAAAAGUUGUAAGUGGAACGCAAGCAGAGAUUUUCUCCAAGAUAGCACGACUAAAGCCCGGUGUCAGGACAGAGAAAGAAGAAGUAAGUGUAAAGACAGCACCAAUUCAAGAUCAAAAGAAUGGACCUGUUUCAGCAGCUACAGUUACACUUGUACCUCAAACAGCAUCACGGACGUCAUCGCCAAGCACAAUACUCAGUCCCACCAAAUCAUCCUUUGGGCCAUCCCAAUCAGUCCAGAAACCAAAGGAAAUAAAAAACAAAAAGUCUGUGAAUAACAAUACCACUACAGUAAGUGGUAAAGCUGCAGCACCUCAGACUAAAUCAGAUGGAACGACAUCUCCACCUGACAGCUCAAUGGCCUACAAGCAAGCAACUCCUCUCUUUCACCCAGGUUCUUUCAGUGUCAGUCUAGAUGAAACCUACAAUUACCUAGCACAUCAUGUGAAUUCAUAUUUUGGCAAAUUCACUAUGGCAGAACAGAAAAAGGAAGACACCAAAGACUUCUUUAACCAGCCGUCCACUUUCUUGCAUGGCCCGUCUAACCAGAACAUUAAUCACAUAUCCAGGAAUUUGUCUCAGAAUGACCAGACGUCAAGUUCUCCUUCAUCUCCCAAAAAAAGUCUGGGACAGUACCUGGCAUACAAACCUACUGUUCAGGCCUUUGUGGGGAACUACAUAGCUCCACUUGUUCCCAAGUUUAGGACAGAACAAAAAAAUGCCCUAGCAGAGACAGAGAAAUCUCUUUCUAACGAAGACUCUUCAAAGCAGAUGGAAACAGCUGAGAACAAAGAACAGAAAGCAGCAGAAGAAAAGGCCAAAAGACUACUGCUUCAAAGAGAGAAGAUCAUUGCGAGGGUAAGCGUGGACAAUCGGACCCGAGCUCUUGUCCAAGCUUUGCGCAGAGCAUCAGAUGUGAGGCUUUAUAUAAGCAGGGUGGAGGAGCUAAGCUAUCAUUUGCUAGAGUUUCCUGAGACCAGACUAGUGGCUGUUAAGGAAAAGGUGAUUCCAUGCCUGCUUCGCCUGCGACAGGCCAACGAUCCAUCCCUAAAGGCAGCAGUCAGAGAGGCUCUCACUCUGGUGGGCUACACUGACCCAGUAAAGAGCAGAGGAAUACGCAUACUCACCAUCGAUGGUGGGGGAACAAGGGGACUCGUUGCCCUUCAGACUUUACAAAAGCUGGAAGAGCUGUCUGGAAAACCAAUUUAUCAGCUUUUUGAUUACAUUUGUGGAGUGAGCACAGGGGCCAUAUUAGGAUUCAUGCUGGGUGUGUUUCAUAUUCCUCUGAAUGAGUGUGAGGAGCUCUACAGGAAGCUAGGCUCUGAUGUCUUCAGGCGGAAUGUCAUCGUGGGUACUGUGAAAAUGGGCUGGAGUCAUGCCUUCUAUGACAGCGAGAUCUGGGAGAAAGUUUUGAAGGAAAAAAUGGGCUCUGACCUUCUAAUUGAAACGUCAAGAAAUCCUGAUUGUCCAAAGGUGGCAGCAGUGAGCACAGUGGUUAACAGGGGCACACCACUGAAAGCAUAUGUAUUCAGAAACUACAACUUGCCGGUAGGCGUGCGCUCCCACUACAGAGGCAGCUGCCAGCACAAGCUCUGGGAAGCGAUCAGAGCUUCCUCAGCUGCUCCUGGCUAUUUCCAGGAGUUUGCACUGGGCACUGACUUACAUCAGGAUGGGGGCUUGCUGAUAAAUAAUCCAACGGCUUUGGCCAUCCAUGAAUGCCAGUGUCUGUGGCCUGACACUCCUCUGCAGUGUGUGGUCUCUCUGGGCACAGGUCGUUUUGAGACCACCAGCAAGAACACCACCACUUAUACAAGCCUGAAGACCAAACUGACUCAUGUUAUCAGCAGUGCUACAGACACAGAGGAAGUGCACACCAUGCUGGACGGCCUGCUGCCUCCCCACACGUACUUCCGCUUCAACCCUUUCAUGAGCGAGGAUGUGGCUCUGGACGAGAGCCGCAGUGAGAAACUGGACCAGCUGCAGGCAGAGGGAGGGCAGUACCUAGAGCGCAAUGAGGAGAAGCUGAAGCGAGCCGUUCUCAGACUCACACAGGAGAAGAGCUCGGCUCAGAGGCUAGUCGAAUGGUUCAGCCUUAAAUCACACAUGUAUGCUGACCUGCCAGCUAUUUCAAAGCUCUAGAUGAAGUGUAGAUGAAUGAUCCUAACCAUUUAUUUAUCAAAUGAUUCACACAAUUCACUGAUAAGUAGGGGUUACAUGAUUAAGCUAAAUAAUGAAGUAAUUUCCUGAGUACGGUGUUGAAAUCUUUGUGGAAAUCUUUCUGGUCAUGUCACUCACUCAUGUAAAUAUUGGUGCAUUUUGUAGCAGCUGCCUUACAGAAGUAGUGUAUUUGUGUUUAAAAAACACCUAUUGAGAAGUACUAGAAUUCUUGCUAGAGCUAGAAUACAUUUUAUGGAUCACUUAUACAUAUCCAGUUAUUUCCUCUUAAUAUUGACUAGCAUAAAUGCCCUUGCAAUAGCAGCAAACAAUAAAUAAUUUCACAUUGAUGUAGUCAAAGAAUAGUAGUGAUACAUAACAAUGAUUACUUUUGCAUUAAAAAUAUAUAGUAUUAUAGCACUUUAUACUAUUUAGUUAGAACAACAAAUGUGUAAGCUGUAUGUACAAAUUGACCAGUUUAAUGAUCAUUUUAUUUAAAAAAUAAUUUUAUAAAUGAUCAAAAGUAUUAUGUUUGGCUAAGAAGUGCCUUACCACUUUUUAAAAAGAUGUCUUUGUUGGGGACUCAAUUACUAAUUGCCAUUUACUGACAAAAGUAGUUGCCAUUUACUGACAAAAAUAUUAAAAUAUCCAACACGGUACAGCAUUUUGCAUCAAUUUG